UUCCUGAAGUUAAGUUUGGGGCAGGAGCCUGGCACCAUGGCGAGGAGCCGGGGGGGUUACCAGCGUGCCUUCUCCGCCUGCCCGGUGGUGCUGUCUGAUGGUGCCGAGCCCCUGGAGGAGGAUGCUGGUGGCACAGAGGUCCUGUGGUCCCUCCACAGCCAGUGGGGCUGGGCACCAGCGCUGCCCCGCACCAGCCUGCAGCGCAUCCCAUUCCAGGCAGAGCGCUCGGCCAGCAUGAUUGAGAGCUGCUGGGAGGGUGCGCACACCUCGUCCCGCUACAAGACCGAGCUGUGCCGUACUUACGAGGAGAGCGGGGCCUGCAAGUACGGGGCCAAGUGCCAGUUUGCCCACGGGGUCAGGGAGCUGCGAGGCCUGAGCCGCCACCCCAAGUACAAGACGGAGCUGUGCCGGACCUUCCACUCGGCCGGCUUCUGCCCCUACGGCUCCCGCUGCCACUUCAUCCACAACGCGGAGGAACAGCGCCAGCCCCUGCGCCUGGGGGGUGGCUCCCCCGCCCACUGCGGCUUCUCCCUGUCGCCCCCACCCUCCGCCUCCCAUAGCCCCUUGCUGCCCCUGCCAGUAGGGCUGGCUGGGCCCUGCUGCUGCCACCACCCAGCUGGGGAUUCCCCCUGUCUGGCCUUUCAAGCUAGUGCUGCCACCACCACCGUGAGCCAAGAUGGAGCAGGAGGGACCCUGGCUGCCCCCAGUGCCUUUGCCUUUCCUGGGCAGCUGUUACAAAGAAGCUUGUCGUGCGACUCCCUCUCCGAUCAGGAGGACUCGGGAGGCAGCAGCGGGUCUGAGUCGCCGGGUCUGAGGCCCGGCGGGCACCGGCUCCCCAUCUUCAGUCGCCUGUCUGUCUCUGACUAGCAGGUGCUCAGUGAGCCUUUGGCACUGUGGUCCUUGCUUCCCCCUCCUCUGCCCCCUUUCCUGGGGGUAAUGUUUAAAUUGUGGCUCCCUGCCUGGACUCGGGGACCUGUGGGUGGGUUGGAGGCUAUCGGGUCAGAGCAGAAAGGGUUAAUAGACUCCCAGGCUGUGAGAUUAACUGGGUGGGGGGCCAAACAUAAGCCCCGCCUUUCCCUCUGGGAUCAGUGAUCACUAAGCCAUGGGCUGGACCACCUCCCUCUGGUGUAAAUGCGUUCCACUCCUGGCGGAACUCACCAGUGCGGCAGAAGAGAGGAGAACAAGGCAGGGGAAAGGGAGUGUGCUUUCCCCAUCACCAUGUGCCACAGACCGUUGCUUAUACCAGUGCAUGUUGCUGCUCCAUCUGAUCCAGCAGCACCUUGCGCUGGUAUAAACAGCCAGGCCAGGUGGGGGAAAAAACCCCUCUCCUGGGUGGCGAACAGAGUCUGGCUAUUCCCACUUCUGUGCGGGGAAGCGGAGGUGGGGUGAGGUGCUGACAGCUGCAUCUCCUGCUGGGGGUGGAUUCUGGGUCAGAUGUGACCCGCAGGGCACCUCUGGGAACUCGGCUGGGUGACUUCUGAAAAGACAGCUGACCGUGAACAAGCCCAGUUGCUGGGAUUAAGGGUUUGUGGGGGGGGCCAAGUCUGUUGCUCUGCAGAAGGGGCGGUGAGACGUGAAAUAGAUGAGGUGCCGAAACUGACUGGUGACCAGUCACAUGAGGCGGCCUGGGGCAGGGGAGGUGGGGAACAGAAAGGAAACUGCUUUCCAAAGACUUUCCCGCUUCUCUUGGGCAGGCGGGCUGCAGGAAGAGGAAGAGGGUUGUAAACAGAUGAUUGUGAUCUCUGCCCUGGAGCCCUUGUGAGUGUCAUGAGCAACCCCUGUGGCCUUGCUGCCUGCCUGCUAGGUGCUGCUUCUCCCUCAGGCUCAAACAUCCAACUGCUGUUGAUCCUGCCACCCUGUGCUGCCAGCUGUGACUUCAACUUGCUGCUCAAACUCUCUACAGCCGGGCUGGGCCGUAGGACUCCCCCUCCAGCAGGGGUGCUAGCUGGACACCCCUCUCCCCUUUCUGGAAGCCUGAUCAGACCCCUCCCUGGGUGCUAAAAUGAAAGCAAACUCCCCUCCUCCUUUGCUCGUGAAAUCCCAGUUUGGGAGGCUUUGGCAGGCAAUUCCUGGCUUUCCUGCCGGCUUUCUGCCCCCGCCCUCUCCUCUCAAGUCCUCUGGAUCCCCCACAGGGAGGAGCUAGAGGCUGCCUCUUGGCAUAGCAAUCAGGUGGAAUAUGAUAGCAAAUUAACUAGCAUUUUGGGCAGGGGGUCCAGCAUCUGGCAAGCAAAUAGAGCUGGUGUUCCCCAGCUCCACCACUGUACCCCAGGCUAGAUUUCUCCAGGUAGCUGUCCCUGUCCAGGCUCGAGCUCCUGGGCAAAACCUGCCUGUUCUUAAAGGCCUCAGCUCCCUACAGCAAAACUGACCCUGAUCUUUGGGGCUGAAUCACACCAGGGCCAGAUUCUGUAAGAGGAUUUAGAUUUAAAUUGGGGCUGCUGACUUUCUUCCUCCUCCCAUCCCCUCCUGUUUCAAAUCCACCUGCUAUUCUCUGCCCCCGUUGGGCUGGGAAUGGCGCAAUAUUCGGCUAGGGAUUAAUUUCAGUCUGUCCCUAUAAGAAGGGUGGACCCUCACCUCUGCAGGAUCCGUAUGCUGGCUGGCUGCUCUAGAUGUCUUUCCCUCUUUCAGCCAUCUUCUGCUCUUUUGAAGAAAGCUAUUCCUCUUUAAAGGUAGCAGGAGUUCUCUGUUAGCAGGGCUAGUGGUUAAGGUAAGGAGUUUUUAGGGAAUAAUGUAAACUCCAUGGAACUCAUCAAACCCGUGCAUCUAAGGGCUAUUUUAGGGAAUAGUGUAAAUUCCAUGGAACUGCUCAAACCUGUGCAUCUAAGGGUUAAUCUAUGUGGGAAGGAGAUGGACUAGAAUCUCUUCUUUGGAAGCUCACAAAUUAUUCCAGCAUGACAAUUCUGGAAUAAAGUUUGCUCUGGAAUGGAGCAGGGAUGUAGGGAGCCCAUCCCCAGACAAGCCUGUGGUCAAAUGUAAGAUUGUGAGAGCCUCAGUCUGAGGGGCUUUUAUUAUUUUAAACUAUUUAUUAUCUUUAAAUCUAUUUCUAAUAUUUGGAACCAAAUUCUUUUAGAGGAGCUUAAACUUAUUUUAGUUUAUCCUGUGCACUGAAAUCUCAGGACCAGUGCUUGCCUUAUGUUUCUGACUAAGCAUUCUGACUGUAAGCAUGCUGAAUCUAACUUAUUGUAAAGCUGUAUUUGGUUUAUUUAUAGUGGUUUCACUCUGCUUUUUUGUAUGGUUCUAUAAAAUUAAUAUAAUGAGUGACUCUUAUCUAUUGUACCUAUUACCUGACUGGAAUAAAACUGUCUUUUUUGUGCAUCUGGCA
Messenger RNA from Pelodiscus sinensis (Chinese soft-shelled turtle), 3319 nucleotides. The record is from RefSeq and is a predicted model, not a curated record. NCBI's taxonomy places the organism in Eukaryota, Metazoa, Chordata, Testudines, Trionychidae.